GACACGCCAAAUAAUCUCACUCACUAGCUUCAGCUCCACUCCAAGUACAUCUAAAUUAAUUUGCCAUAGCGCGUAGCAUCGGAAACCGUCUGCUUCUCCCUCUCUCUCUGCCUGCUUCAGAUCCACGCGAUCGAUCGACCACUCUCACGCCCGCCGCCUCCGCCGCCGCUAUAUAUGCAUUAUCAGCCGUGACACCCCGCGCUGUCUCCUGUCUCCGCCGUCGUCGUCCAUGGGCACCGCAUUGUUGUCUCGCGCCGCCGGCGUGCUUGUCCUCGUCGUCGUUGUUGCGGCGGCGGCGGCAGCGCCACGGUGCGACCUGUUCCAGGGGAGGUGGGCGGCGGACGAGUCGUACCCGCUGUACGACGCGUCGCGGUGCCCGUUCGUCCCGGACGUCUUCGACUGCCGCCGCAACGGCCGCCCCGACGCCGCCUACCUCAACCUCCGCUGGUUCCCCUCCUCCUGCCGCCUCCCACGGUUUGAUGGGGUGGAGUUGCUGCGGAGGUGGCGAGGGAAGACGGUGCUGUUCGUGGGUGACUCGCUGAGCAUGAACCAGUGGGCGUCGCUGGCGUGCAUGCUCCACGCCGCCGUGCCGGCGGACGGCCGCGUGUCGUUCACCUCCGGCGAGCCGGUGUCGUCCGUGCGGUUCCUCGACUACGGCGUGUCGGUGGUGCUCUACUACAGCAGGUUCCUCGUCGACGUCGUCGACGACGAGCCCGGCCUGGGCCGCGUCCUCAAGCUGGACUCCAUGCGCGACGCCGCCGCAUGGCUCGGCGCCGACGUGCUCGUCUUCAACACCUGGCACUGGUGGACCUACAGGGGAGCCAGCCAAGUGUGGGAUUACGUGCAGGAGGGGAACAAGACGUACCGAGACAUGGACAGGCUGACCGCCUUCUCCAAGGGGCUCUCCACGUGGGCACGUUGGGUGGACGCCAACAUCGACGCGUCGCGGACCAAGGUGUUCUACCAGGGCAUCUCCCCGAGCCACUACUACACCUCCUCCUCGUCAUCAUCCAACGACGACGGAGACGGCGAGGUGGCGGCGGCGGACGGGGGUUGCUACCGUCAGACGCGGCCGCUGCAGGAGUCGACGACGGCGGAUGGCGGCGGCGGCGCGCUGCUGCCGGAGCAGGUGGUGGUAAGAGGGGUGGUGGGGUCGAUGGCGACGGCGGUGUCGCUGCUGGACGUCACGCGGAUGUCGCAGCUGAGGAUCGACGCGCACCCGUCGGUGUACGGGGGGCCGGGGCGGGAGGGGAUGGACUGCACGCACUGGUGCAUCGCCGGCCUCCCCGACGCCUGGAACCACAUCAUGUACGCCAUGCUGCUCACGCAACAACGGACAUAGCUAGAUCAGACGAUGCAUGCUUAAUUUAUUGUUAGGUGAUUAAUUUGACUAUCCUAGAUUAUUUCUGUUCUUGCAAUUGAAACAGCAAAGCACAUCUUGUGCAAAUCGUUCCGUUAGUUGCUACUGGUUGAUUACUAGCACUAUGUAUGUUAGUCUUCCUACGAAGAGGUAGGAAUAGCUAGUUGGGUGGAAGUGGAGCAAGCGAAUGUCUCUCUUAAGAUUAGUUCUAAAGACAUACAAUUCUUUUUCAACUCUAGAUAAGCUAUGAUCACCCUAUGAUUUGUCGUAAUUAUUUGCUAGCUCUAAACUAUUAUUUUGAGAA
Molecule: messenger RNA, 1664 nt
Organism: Oryza sativa Japonica Group (Japanese rice)
Lineage: Eukaryota; Viridiplantae; Streptophyta; Magnoliopsida; Poales; Poaceae
Product: protein trichome birefringence-like 38
Cellular component (GO): Golgi apparatus
Molecular function (GO): O-acetyltransferase activity
Source: RefSeq, a predicted model, not a curated record